This is a messenger RNA of Sinocyclocheilus rhinocerous, 3027 nucleotides long. Its product is annotated as protocadherin beta-16-like. The coding region runs from base 1 to 3027 and encodes 1008 amino acids. The transcript is spliced from 6 exons. The record is from RefSeq and is a predicted model, not a curated record. Gene Ontology annotation, cellular component: plasma membrane. Gene Ontology annotation, biological process: homophilic cell-cell adhesion. Gene Ontology annotation, molecular function: calcium ion binding. NCBI's taxonomy places the organism in Eukaryota, Metazoa, Chordata, Actinopteri, Cypriniformes, Cyprinidae.
AUGGACUAUGCAGCCAUGCUUUUGGACAUGUUUAACUACAGGUCGGACUUUCUAUUCCAGCAGUCCCGCGACUACACGGAGUGUGCUGUCCAUGGUGCUGAAAACAUUCGCCAGUUUGUGGCUGCAAAUGACCCAGACUGGAGACAGAACGGGACUGUACUGUACUCUCUGGUACCCAGUGAAGUCAAUGGGGUCCCAGUGUCCUUGUUUCUAUCUAUUAAUGGAGAUACAGGGGUGAUUCAUGCUGUAAGAUCAUUUGACUAUGAGCAGUUCAGAAACUUCACUGUCAAAGUUGUUGCCAGAGACAAUGGAUCUCCACCGCUCAGCAGUAACGUGACUGUGAAAGUCUUCAUAACAGAUGAGAAUGAUAACUCUCCACAGAUCUUAUACCCUGUUCAUGAUGGAAAGUCUUUAAUGACUGAAAUGAUCCCUAAAGCGACUCUCUCAGGCUCUCUGGUGUCCAAAGUGAUCGCUGUAGAUGCUGACUCUGGACAGAAUGCAUGGCUGUCCUAUCAGAUUGUCAAAUCUACUGAUCCAGGACUGUUCACUAUUGGUCUCCAUAGUGGAGAGAUCAAAACACAACGAGACAUUUCUGAAUCUGACAAUAUGAAGCAGACCCUUGUUAUUUCGGUGAAGGAUAACGGACAGCCCUCUCUGUCUACGACCUGCUCGCGCACCAGUGACUUUAAGUUUGUGAGCUCAUAUCAUGAAAACACACUUCCUGCUUGUGGGACUCUGAUGAAGAGAGAUAUACGUUAUUCCUUUCUAGAGGAAAUGAAGCGAAGGUCAGUGGUCGGCAAUAUUGCGCAGGAUUUAGGAGUCCAUAGGAAUACAUUUACAUCACGGAAUCCUAGGAUUGAGUUUGAUGGAAGAAACCGCUACAGUGAAAUCAACGCGCAUAAUGGUGAACUGGUUAUAAAUGAAAGGAUUGACCGAGAAGAGCUAUGCGGACAAAAACCUUUGUGCACAUUAACUUUUGAUAUCUUCAUGGAAAACCCCCUUGAACUACACCGUAUAACUCUGGAGAUUCAAGACAUAAACGACAACAACCCGACCUUCCCCCACAGUGAGGUAAAAUUAGAUAUCUCAGAGUUUACAGUUAAAGGGUCCCGAUUUUUCAUCGACGAAGCUGCGGACCCAGACAGCGGAAUAAAUUCAGUACAAGGUUACAGACUCUCAAAUAACCCGCAUUUCAAAUUAGCUGUACAGACUAGCGCCGAAACUGGGAAAUAUGCAGAAAUAGUGUUGGAGCAUGAACUGGACCGUGAGACAAAAGGAGAGCAUUCCUUGAUAUUGUCUGCAGUGGAUGGGGGAAAUCCUCCUAAAUCUGGAACUGUUGUUAUUGAAGUGUUCGUGAUAGACGUGAAUGAUAAUGCACCAGUAUUUUCGCAGCCUUUGUACAACACUCGUUUAUUCGAAAAUGCAGCACUCGGAACGUCUGUCAUCAAAAUUGUUGCGACCGAUGUGGAUGAGGGCGCAAAUGGACAAAUAACGUAUUAUAUCAAUCACCUAUCUGACAACACAAAAGAAUUGUUUAAAAUUGACGAAAAUUAUGGAGAAAUAUCUGUAAUUGGACAGAUGGACCACGAGAAGUCCUCGUCGUACGAGAUGGAAGUGCAGGCGGAGGACGGUGGAGGUCAGACAGGCCACUGUAAAGUUGUUAUUGAAAUAGAUGACAUAAAUGAUAACACGCCUGUUAUAUCAGUAAAGUCUCUGAAAAACCAAAUCCCAGAAAACAUCCCACCCGGUUCAGAGAUCGCUGUAAUAAACGUGAAGGACCAAGAUUCCGGUGAAAACAGCCGGGUUAGUUGUUCCAUUUCUUCAAGUCUGCCAUUUCAACUACAGCCGUACAUCAAGUCUUAUUUCAUUAUCACUACAACUCGUUCGCUUGAUCGGGAGCAAAUCGAAAAUUAUAAUGUAACAAUAACAGCAACGGAUGGAGGUACACCCCCCUUAUUCUCGAAUCUAACUCUGAACAUACAAGUUUCAGACAUCAACGACAACUCCCCUACAUUUGAGUUACAGACAUAUGCUGUUUAUAUAAGUGAAAAUAACAAACCAGGCACUUCUGUUUGUUCUGUCAGUGCAAAUGACCCAGACUGGAGACAGAACGGGACUGUACUGUACUCUGUGGUUCCCAGUGAAGUCAGUGGGGUCCCAGUGUCCUCAUUUCUAUCUAUUAAUGGAGAUACAGGGGUGAUUCAUGCUGUAAGAUCAUUUGACUAUGAGCAGUUCAGAAACUUCACUGUCAAAGUUGUUGCCAGAGACAAUGGAUCUCCACCGCUCAGCAGUAACGUGACUGUGAAAGUCUUCAUAACAGAUGAGAAUGAUAACUCUCCACAGAUAUUAUACCCUGUUCCUGAUGGAAAGUUUUUAAUGACUGAAAUGGUCCCUAAAGCGACUCUCUCAGGCUCUCUGGUGUCCAAGGUGAUCGCUGUAGAUGCUGACUCUGGACAGAAUGCAUGGCUGUCCUUCAAAUCUUCCAAAUCUUCUGGUCCGGGACUGUUCACGAUUGGUCUCCAUAGUGGAGAGAUCAAAACACAUUCUGAAUCUUCUGAAUCUGACAAUAUGAAGCAGAACCUUGUUAUUUCGGUGAAGGAUAAUGGACAGCCCUCUCUGUCUACGACCUGUGCUGUAAAUUUACUAAUUUCUGACAACCUUUCUGAAGUUCCUGAACUUAAAGAUAUGACUUAUGAGGACAACAACUCUAAACUGACGUCAUAUUUGAUCAUUGCAUUAGUUUGCGUGUCCACCUUCUUCCUGACGUUCAUCAUAUUGAUCGUGGCAGUGAAGUUUUGUCACAGGAGAAAGCCCAGACUGUUGUUUGAUGGAGCAGUUGCUGUGCCCAGCGCCUAUCUCCCUCCCAACUAUGCAGAUGUGGAUGGAGCAGGAACUCUCCGCAGCUCUUACAAUUAUGAUACAUAUCUAACCACAGGCUCGCGCACCAGUGACUUUAAGUUUGUGAGCUCGUAUCAUGAAAACACACUUCCUGCUGGUGGGACUCUGAAAAAGGAGCACAAUAUUUAA